AAACCACUAGUGCCACAACCCUCGCCGGAGAUCAGUCAACCCGCCGCUUUUACACAGGCUAAGAGAAUGGGUACCAAACUUUUUUCGAGUCAUCCAAGAGCCAAUUACAAGUCAUCUGAUGGCAUAUGAUCAUCAUCGUGACUAAUUAUGCAGUUUCAGCCUCCUAACGCUUGGUGCACAAUUUAUCAUUCAUUAUAUAUUUAUCCUCAUCCCUCGCAUUUGCUGAGAGUCAUAUGAAUCAACCAAUAUAUAAAAAGAAAACACAUUGACGAGAGUUAUUCUAAACAUCGAAGACACCCACUAAUCGUUCAGACACUUUUCUUGUGCUAUGUUCAGCUUGACGGCGAGAGGAAUAAGCCGAGCUAAGCAGCCAGGAAUGCCUGACGGGAAAAAUGCCAAGCUUGGAUUUCUUAAUUACGACAUUUCCACCGCUUUGGAAGAACUCGACUUCACAAGAGCAUUCGGACCGGGGAUUUUGGCGGCUUUGUUCUAUGGGAUUGUGUCGGGAUCGAUGUCGUUUGUUAAUAAGAUUGUAAUGACCUCAUAUACCUUCCAUUUUCCAAAUGUUCUCAUGUUGGCGCAAGUGAUUAUGUUAUCCAUUGCUGUUGAAGUUGUGAGGCUUCUAGGAUAUUCCAAUACACCAAAGUACACUCUAGAAAGAGGAAAGAUGUUUUUUAUUCCUUCAAUAUGUUUUGCCCUUCACACAACAUUAGCUCUUCAAGCCCUGGAUUAUUUGACUAUUCCAAUGUACAAUGUUUUACGAAGACUUCUCCCCCUGACAAGUUUGUUGUUUGCUUGUGUUAUGUUGAAAAAGAAGCCAUCCCUUAUGGUUGUUACAUCUGUUAUUCUUGUUGUGUUUGGUUGUAUUACAGCAGGAUUUGGAGAUCUAGAGUUUUCAGCCUUUGCUUAUGCCUCUGCUCUGCUAAGUGUGAUUUGCCAGUCUUUCUAUCUUACCUACAUCCAAAAGACAGGUGCAGAAAAGGGUCUAUCAGCCCUGACUGUACUACAUACAAACAGUGUCAACUGUAUUCCUCUUCUGCUAAUUUACACAUUGUGCAAUAAAGAGCUGCUGGCAGCUCUAAGAUUUGAUGGAUACUACUUCAUUGAAUUUCAGGCUGCACUUUUUCUUGACAUUGGGAUGGGCUGUAUUUUGAGUUAUUCUCUAUUUUUAUGCACAACAAUGAACUCAGCAUUAACAACAAGCCUUGUAGGUGUCGUCAAAGGUGUAUUGACAACCAUCAUUGGAUUUUACACGUUUGGUGGAGUGGCUGCCACAUCUUUAACACUUAUAGGAGUUUCCCUAAAUACCCUUGGGGGAGCCUUCUACUCUUACGCUAAAUACUCAGAGAACAUGGCAUUAGGAAUUCAGAAACAUUUCCACAAGCAUACUAUAGAAAUUGAGCCAGUUCUUGCAACCGAGGAACAUAUAGAAAAGGAAAAGAUUGGAUCUCGUGGCCUUACCAAUUGGACUCAAAAUAGUUUUGUGCCUGACGACUCCAUGAGGUCAUCUGCUGUUUUUGUAGAGGAUCUUUCAAACGACUCAGACUCGGGUUUAGGAUAACUCGCAGUUUGACAAUGGAAACUGCGGUAAGAGUGAUCGUAUGGGUCUCUCAGAUGGUAAGCUGGCUCUGUACCUCACCUUACAGUUUUACCUUGUGAUUUGGAGUAGAAAGUUGUUUAAAUAGGAAAAAUACACUUCGAUUCAGGGAACUGGCAUUAUGCUAUAGCUGAGGCCUUCAGUAAUGGUUGUUUUUCUGACUGGGCUAUCUUGACCAGUUGUCACAGCAGUAAAAUGAGUUCAGGCAACUUUGACAUUGGCAUAACUAUACAGUGUCGUGUUAAGACUUAAGUCUUAAGGCGAGUUUUUCUCCAGUUUAGGCUCAUUUCCCAAUCUGGGAAUGAUCAUCAAGGCCAAUAGGUCACAAAACUUCAUGUACCAACCAUCUCAAACGUGUAUCUUAACCUUCUUAUUUAAUUUUAUUAUAAAAAGGUCUUAACUGAAGAAUAUUUUUACAGUUGAUAUUAUAGCAAGUACACCUCUUUUUUAACAGCUGCCACACUAAAACUAAGAUAUGAAUGAACUAAUCAAUAAAUACUGCGUGCAAAUGAUAAAAUAUUCAAUAAAUGAAUAGUACAAGUUA
Molecule: messenger RNA, 2141 nt
Organism: Stylophora pistillata
Lineage: Eukaryota; Metazoa; Cnidaria; Anthozoa; Scleractinia; Pocilloporidae
Source: RefSeq, a predicted model, not a curated record